Messenger RNA from Penicillium egyptiacum, 816 nucleotides. The record is from the annotation of a GenBank genome assembly. Lineage: Eukaryota; Fungi; Ascomycota; Eurotiomycetes; Eurotiales; Aspergillaceae.
AUGGAACCCCCUCCAACACCCCGCCCUCCAGCACCGACGGUGCCGUCGACCGUCUAUCAAUGGAUAGCCAGCGCGCGCGAUUCCCACCUGCUGACCAACAAUCCAAGCAAGCUCAGGUUUCUGCACUCAGGUUCAAAGGUCACGUUCAAGGAGUAUCUCAGCAUGAGGAUUAUUCGGAGGGUGUCCAAUAUCACCGAGUUCCCCGACCGAGAAACUAAAGGCAGAGCCAAGGAGAUGAUCAAGGGGGACGAAGCAAUACAGACGUGGCUCUCACAUAUCGAAACGGACGAGUACCCAACCGACCGAAAGCUUGGCAUGUUCGCCCUAGUGAGACAGGGCCAGCUUGCGAUAGUAGCUUCGGAUUUCCAGGAACCUUUCCAGACAGUUGAACUUCGGCGUCGAGGUCGACCUCAAGCUUCUGAACUAUCAGCAGAUACGCGAGACGCAGUCCUAGUGCUGCCGCUUCAACUGCGCCAACUGAACUGUCUACUGCAGCCUCGAGGACGUGGGUCAAGUACGCCACAGCGGAUGGAGAACCGCAGGCGCCUCUUGAUCUCUUUGGAUCGACAUGAGAUGUAUUUGACACUCGCCCGCUACCACGAGGACUACGUAAAGUUCCUAAAGGGAGAAUUUCAAGGGUUGAAGAGCUACCCCGAGGAUAGAUUCCUCCACUUGCACGAGUACGGCCCAUGGGAUAUCGGCAAGAAAUCUCACAUGAGGGACCUGACCGAAAUCAUCGUAGGUUUUUCUCUCCGUGUCAAAGAUAAACAGGCUAAAUCGGCUGUGCCAUCAGGGAGUGGCCCUGAGGGGACGUGA